GCACUUUCCUUUGCUCGUGCUCAUCUCACGCGAGCCAGGCUCGUCAACUCAGGGGCGCGUGCCAGAUCCGAAGCGGAGGGGACAGCUCCCAGGUGCUGAAAUUGGUCGGCGCUCCAAAGAGAGACAGAGAGACCGAGGGGGGAAGAAGAUCAACGCCUGCAUUUGACACAAACAUAAAAACCGUAUUCUGCAGAACAGGGGCAGAUACAGGUAGAACCGAGGCCUUCAAAACAGAUGGCUGCUACUCAGGAUGUGAAAGGGAAGGGAGAGGGAGGGGACCAAAACUUUGACUACAUGUUCAAGCUGCUGAUCAUUGGCAACAGCAGUGUGGGCAAAACGUCUUUCCUGUUCCGCUAUGCCGAUGACGCCUUCACCUCGGCCUUCGUCAGCACAGUAGGCAUCGACUUCAAAGUGAAGACUGUGUACAAGAAUGACAAGAGGAUCAAACUGCAGAUCUGGGACACAGCAGGCCAGGAGCGAUACAGGACCAUCACCACUGCCUACUACCGUGGGGCUAUGGGCUUCAUUCUCAUGUAUGACAUCACCAACGAGGAGUCCUUUGGCGCUGUGCAGGACUGGUCGACCCAGAUAAAAACCUACUCAUGGGAUAAUGCACAGGUGGUGCUGGCAGGGAAUAAAUGUGAUAUGGAGGAAGAGAGAGUGGUCUCAGUGGAUAGUGGCAGACUGCUGGCAGAACAGUUGGGUUUUGAGUUCUUUGAGACAAGCGCCAAGGACAACGUCAACGUGAAGCAGACCUUCGAACGUCUCGUCGACCUAAUUUGCGACAAGAUGUCCGAGAGCUUGGACACUGAUCCGGCCGUCACCACGGGAGCCCCCACUGCCAAACUCACAGACAGCGCUCCGCCCCUCCAGCAGCCCGGGUGCAACUGUUAGUAACCGAUGUCAGGAAGCAAAGGGAGGGCAGCACAGGUCCUGUAAGGUGGUAGAGUGUGCAGAGUUUUGUUCUCCCUCAGCGUUAUCACUCCUGCUAGUGCUGCUUUCUCUGGACUACAGUUCAAACCCUGGUUAGUAGUAGAAUUACAAAAUGCUGUCGUAUUAUCUCUCAACUUUAUCACCUUAUUAUCAAGAGCAAAUAACCAGACAAACAGACAUGGCUAUUGUAAAAUGUGUAACAUUACAGGAUAUCUAGAAUAUAGAGACACCAUAUUGUCAUUCCUUGGCUAGUUAGUAUGGUUAGAAACCAAGUAUGUUUGAUAAGGCUGGAAAUAGUUCAUAGUCAUGCUGUACAGUUACUCCUGAAAACCUUUAAACUCUUUAAGACCUAGAAUAAUUAUAAAAUGAGGGAUGGAGUCAAUGAGUGCUUUGAUAAUUUUUUUAUUUUUAUUUUUUGGUACUGUAUAUUUUUUUUUCCUUUUAUAGGUCUAUUCUGUUUCCUAAAGCUGCCAAAUCUAUGAUUUAGUGCACUAUAGGAUGUAGCGGAUUUCUUUUGUGUAAUGAAUGUGUGGUGCUGUAAGUGAGUGUGGGUUGCAUGAGUGUGAGUAUUGUGUCUGAGUCACAAAUGAGUGCAACUUUGUCAUCUAAAAAUCAUCUACCUUGGAUAAAAAAAAGUGGCCUUUUAGCAUCUCCAACACGGCCUCUGUACGUCCCUCUGUUAGUCCCUUACUUUUGGAAUGAAUCCAGUGUGUAUAACGUUGAUGUGAGUACUAUUCCACGUUUUGCUGUCUGUAGAUGUGUGAUUUCACUGAUAAGUAAAGCAACUCUUUCUAUGUGCUUAGCCUCUAAGAUGACCCUUUAUAGUUUGAUGCGAUGAGCAUGCUGCCAAAAAGUCAUAUGUGCUGUUUAAAGAUCGUAAGAUAGGCCUUACCGAACCUUACCAUCCUCAACUCCAUACGAUAGCAGUGAUACAGCAUUCAUCAAAAAAACUCUCACACUGACUGACAGUACAGUGUAUGACAUACAAAUCAGCUCUGGCAUUGGAAUAAACAGCCAUAUAUAAAACGUACUAUUUCAUUUUUGAGUCAGCAUGCUAAAAUUUCAUGUUUGUGCUAUAAAAUUAAGUCCCUCCUGAAAGAAGAAUCUCAGUAAGCUGCUUAUAAAACAUCAUAGACAUGCAGUAGUUUAAAAUGGGAAGCUCCCCAUAGCAAACAUAUACAGUACUGUAGUGGUCUUAAUAACAAUAAGUCCAGAAAGCCUUUCAGUUCUGCAAUUCAUAGAAGAAGAAAAAAAAACAUUUGUGCCAAAACAUUACAGUUCCUUUCGAGUCGUCAGUUGUUUGUUGCAUAGUUGAGUAAAAGCUCCAAAAAAAUGCAUGAAGUCCGUCCUGACUUAUCUAUGUAGAUUUAUAUAAUAAGAUAGUGUAUAUAUCACUCUAUGUUACAGAUUUAGGAGCAUUGUCAUAGCACUUGCUGUGAGAUGCAAUGGGCCAAUAAGUGCAAUAUUUUAUGAAUUAAACCCUGUACAUAGUUUCUCCUGUCCUCGAGUACAAUGACUCUGUCUGCAGUAUGUGAGUGACAGUUUGGUCAGAAUGGCUCUGAAACUGAUGUACAAUGUGUGCUUCACUCAGUAACUGCAGCCACUGAAUGUGUGACUUGGUGUGUGCGUGUGUGUGUGUGUGUGUGUGUGUGUGUGUGUGUGUGUGUUUGUGUGUGUGUGUGUGUACCUGCCAUAUUGAAGAGACAAAUUACGUAAUAUAUUGUAUUGUUUGUGUAUACCUUUUGUACAAAUGUAUUCACGUACUAAAUGCUGUUCCUGCUAACUGUUGGGUGUUGAUUGAACUUGUAUUAUCAUGUCAAAAUGCAGUGUUGUUGUGAAAGAUAGUCAGGGAGAUAACUUAGUCCAUGCCAUAUGCCAUACUGAUGUAAUUCCAGAAAAAAGGGAUACACAUAAACUAGUUCAGAGAUCCUGCGCAUAUGUGUGUACACGUGCUCUGUGCGUGUGCAUUUGUGUAUGUGUGUGAUAUUAUAAUUUUAUGCUAAUAGCCAUUAAAAUAAAUUAUUGUAAUGAUCUAAAGUCAAGAUUCAUUUCACAAAGGAAUAGUGAAUGUGGCUGUUCAGAUGCCAAAACAGUCACUCUGGUCAAAUCUCAUUUUAAAACACUAUGACUUUACAUAUAACUGAAUAUAUUUGUUUCUUGGAGUGCAAGCAAAGUAAGAGGUAUGUUUUUGAGAUUAUAGGAAAUAAAUCAAAUUCUAUCAGUG
Seriola aureovittata is the source of this 3157-nucleotide messenger RNA. It is a transcript of the gene rab3c, whose product is annotated as RAB3C, member RAS oncogene family. Gene Ontology annotation, cellular component: endosome; synaptic vesicle; plasma membrane. Gene Ontology annotation, biological process: protein secretion; regulation of exocytosis; protein localization to plasma membrane. The coding region runs from base 235 to 894 and encodes 219 amino acids. Gene Ontology annotation, molecular function: GTPase activity; GTP binding. NCBI's taxonomy places the organism in Eukaryota, Metazoa, Chordata, Actinopteri, Carangiformes, Carangidae. The transcript is spliced from 5 exons. The record is from RefSeq and is a predicted model, not a curated record.